This is a messenger RNA of Dioscorea cayenensis subsp. rotundata (Guinea yam), 938 nucleotides long. RefSeq names its product F-box protein SKIP5. The transcript is spliced from 6 exons. Gene Ontology annotation, molecular function: protein binding. The record is from RefSeq and is a predicted model, not a curated record. Bases 17 to 799 code for a protein of 260 amino acids. Lineage: Eukaryota; Viridiplantae; Streptophyta; Magnoliopsida; Dioscoreales; Dioscoreaceae.
ACCAGAACUAGUGAAGAUGGAGAUCGGAAAGCAGUCGAAGGCUCGGAAGACGACGCCGCCGGCCUCGUUGACGACGACGACGACGGUGAACGCCCUCGAUGAUGGCUGCCUUAUGCACAUCUUCAGCUUCCUCAGCCCCAUCCCAGAUCGGUAUAACACCGCCCUCGUUUGCCACAGAUGGCGUUAUUUGGCAUGCCAUCCGAGGCUAUGGCUGCGGGUGGAGCCAUCCAUCAAAGGGUCCGGUGAGCCUGGAGUGUUUCCCAGCCUCGAAGAUGCGAUAUCUGCUGCAAGGCCUGGGGACACCAUUCUAAUUGCUGCUGCUAGGAACCAUGUUGCUUGCAAUAUCCAGAUCAAAAAGCCCCUUUGCCUUGUGGGUGGCGGCGAUCUUCCUGAUGACACUGUAUUGACCUGUUCUCGCGGCUCAGAAAGCUCAGAAAGUGCACUGGAGUUCCUGUCCACAUGCAAAGUUGUGAACCUGACAGUAAGAGCGGAACUCGGUUGCUGCUUUCUUCACCGAAGUGGAAGGCUCAUCAUCGAAGGAUGUGUGCUCCAGUGCGAGGAGAACCCUCUCGACUACCUCUCAUAUCCAAUCAUGAGCACUGCCAAAAGCAGUUGUGAUGCAUUUGCAUCGACAUUAAAGGGCGCUCCAGACAGUGUUACAGUUGCGAGAACCCGAAUUGAAGGAGGUGCAAAGGCUGUUUGGACUAGUGGAAGCCUAGUGCUUCAAAGUGUGCGAGCCAUCUAUGCUCGCAAAAGCAUCUUCUUCUGGUUCGAAGUUGGGGAAAUGGUUGCUGCCUAAUGAUAGCCCUUGUGUAUGUAAUGUUGUACUUGAGUUUCCCAUCAUCUGAUUUGUAUGUCAUUCAAGCAUUAGUGCUUUUCCAAUUGACUCAACUUCGACAAAUGAAUUCAUUUGCUUGUUCGAAGCUGCCCCUAUUUAA